UAAAUGACUUUGACAGGUCUUUCUUUUUGAGUUUUUGAGCACGUUGUUGUAAAAAGGUAACUUGCUACUAGGUUACCUUUUCUAAUUUUUUGCCUUAUUUUACGAGCGGUAAUUCGACUGCAAUGCAGAUUUUCGUGAAGACCCUCACAGGGAAGACCAUCACUCUUGAGGUGGAGGCUUCCGAUACGAUUGAGAAUGUAAAAGCCAAGAUUCAGGAUAAGGAAGGCAUUCCUCCAGAUCAGCAGCGAUUGAUCUUUGCUGGAAAACAGUUGGAGGAUGGCCGUACUUUGUCGGACUACAACAUUCAGAAAGAAUCUACUUUGCACUUAGUGCUUAGGCUUAGAGGAGGCACCAUCGAACCUUCUCUCCGUAUCUUGGCCAUGAAGUACAACUGCGAUAAAAUGAUCUGUCGCAAGUGCUAUGCCCGCCUUCACCCGCGUGCUACCAACUGCCGCAAGACUAAGUGUGGGCAUACUAACAACCUGCGCCCAAAGAAGAAGCUGAAGGAUUAAAUAUUUACAUUUAUAGAACACUCAAUAGUUUCCAGUUCCAUCUUCUACAAAUUAUAAUUUCCUUAAAAUG
Molecule: messenger RNA, 582 nt
Organism: Hyposmocoma kahamanoa
Lineage: Eukaryota; Metazoa; Arthropoda; Insecta; Lepidoptera; Cosmopterigidae
Gene: RpL40
Product: ubiquitin-60S ribosomal protein L40
Exons: 3
Coding region: 123-512 (129 amino acids)
Biological process (GO): modification-dependent protein catabolic process; protein ubiquitination; translation
Cellular component (GO): nucleus; ribosome; cytoplasm
Molecular function (GO): structural constituent of ribosome; ubiquitin protein ligase binding; protein tag activity
Source: RefSeq, a predicted model, not a curated record